AUGGAUACUAAGACUCCUGUUAAGUUGGCCAAGGUUAUCAAGGUGCUCGGCCGCACCGGCUCCCGUGGUGGCGUCACCCAGGUCCGUGUUGAGUUCAUUGACGAUUCUUCGCGCACCAUUGUCCGCAACGUCAAGGGCCCCGUCCGUGAGAAUGAUAUUCUCUGUCUCAUGGAAUCUGAGCGUGAGGCCCGCAGACUCCGAUAA
This is a messenger RNA of Magnusiomyces paraingens, 204 nucleotides long. RefSeq names its product 40S ribosomal protein eS28. Gene Ontology annotation, biological process: maturation of SSU-rRNA; translation; ribosomal small subunit assembly. The transcript has 2 exons. The coding region runs from base 1 to 204 and encodes 67 amino acids. Gene Ontology annotation, cellular component: ribosome; cytosolic small ribosomal subunit. Gene Ontology annotation, molecular function: structural constituent of ribosome. Lineage: Eukaryota; Fungi; Ascomycota; Dipodascomycetes; Dipodascales; Dipodascaceae. The record is from RefSeq and is a predicted model, not a curated record.